Molecule: messenger RNA, 1644 nt
Organism: Knipowitschia caucasica
Lineage: Eukaryota; Metazoa; Chordata; Actinopteri; Gobiiformes; Gobiidae
Source: the annotation of a GenBank genome assembly
AUGCAGAGAGGCAGAGACGCAGAGAGGUCUGUGGUCUCAGAGGUCUGUGGUCCCAGAGGUCUGUGGUCCCAGAGGUCUGUGGUCCCAGAGGUCUGUGGUCUCAGAGAUCUGUGGUCCCAGAGGUCUGUGGUCCCAGAGGUCUGUGGUCCCAGAGGUCUGUGGUCUCAGAGAUCUGUGGUCCCAGAGGUCUGUGGUCCCAGAGGUCUGUGGUCCCAGAGGUCUGUGGUCUCAGAGAUCUGUGGUCUCAGAGGUCUGUGGUCCCAGAGGUCUGUGGUCCCAGAGGUCUGUGGUCCCAGAGGUCUGUGGUCUCAGAGGUCUGUGGUCCCAGAGGUCUGUGGUCCCAGAGAUCUGUGGUCCCAGAGGUCUGUGGUCUCAGAGGUCUGUGGUCCCAGAGGUCUGUGGUCUCAGAGGUCUGUGGUCUCAGAGGUCUGUGGUCUCAGAGAUCUGUGGUCCCAGAGGUCUGUGGUCCCAGAGGUCUGUGGUCUCAGAGGUCUGUGGUCUCAGAGAUCUGUGGUCCCAGAGGUCUGUGGUCUCAGAGGUCUGUGGUCUCAGAUGUCUGUGGUCUCAGAGGUCUGUGGUCUCAGAGAUCUGUGGUCCCAGAGAUCUGUGGUCCCAGAGGUCUGUGGUCCCAGAGGUCUGUGGUCCCAGAGGUCUGUGGUCCCAGAGAUAUCGGAGGGCGACUCUGACCACCGCCCCGUCCACACGACCAAAGCCCAGAGCAGCUUCGUCCAUGAGCACUUCCAGGCUCAGUACAAAUCUUCUCUGACAUGUCCUCAUUGUCUGAAGCAGAGUCACACGUUUGACCCAUUCCUGUGCAUUUCUCUUCCGAUCCCGCAGCGUCAGACCAGGUCGCUGUCCCUGGUCCUGGUCUUCAGCAGCAAAGGCCAGCGGUACCUGCGGGUGGCGCUGUCCGUGCCGCUGUUCGGGUCGGUGGGGUGUCUGCGGAGGUUGGCGGCGGAGCAGGGCGGCUUGUCUCCGGACCAGGUGAUCCUGACUGAAGUGUACUCCAGUGGUUUUCAGCGGUCGUUCUUCGAUGAGGACGAUGUCUCCAGUAUCACAGAGAACGACGUCAUCUACGCCUUCCAAGCCCCGCCCCUUUACAUCCGGGCCGGCUACACUCGCCUCUCAGGGUGCCACCACAGCCUGCCCUCCUCCCCGUUGGCAGUGGCCGUGGUCGGGGGCAGAAUGACGGCGUCUGCAGCAGUGUCCACAGAGUUUCUGCCUCAGAGCGUCACACACAAGGUCCUGCUGCUGGUCUGCAACGCAUCAGGCACUGGGCAUCAGGUGGUCAGGUUUGGGCCCCCGUUCGUGAUGAGGGAGGACCGGGGGGUGUCCUGGGAGCAGCUGCAGCAGAGCGUCCUCAGUAAACUCUACUACCUCAUGGUGAACGGAGCACAGCCGCAGCUUCAUCUUAGCUUCAUCCGAGCUUCAUCUGAGCUUCAUCUGAGCUUCAUCCGAGCUUCAUCCGAGCUUCAUCUUAGCCGCAUCCGAGCUUCAUCCGAGCUUCAUCUGAGCUUCAUCUUAGCUUCAUCUGAGCUUCAUCUGAGCUUCAUCUUAGCUUCAUCUGAGCUUCAUCUGAGUUUAUCUGAGCUUCAUCUUAGCUUCAUCUCAGCUUCAUCUCAGCUUCAUCUUAGCUUCAUCUGA